This is a messenger RNA of Zea mays, 5103 nucleotides long. RefSeq names its product ABC transporter C family member 4. Gene Ontology annotation, cellular component: membrane. The coding region runs from base 268 to 4878 and encodes 1536 amino acids. Gene Ontology annotation, biological process: transmembrane transport. The transcript is spliced from 12 exons. Gene Ontology annotation, molecular function: ATP binding; ABC-type transporter activity; ATP hydrolysis activity. Lineage: Eukaryota; Viridiplantae; Streptophyta; Magnoliopsida; Poales; Poaceae. The record is from RefSeq and is a predicted model, not a curated record.
GACUGCGGGCAUUUUAAAAUUUUCAAUAUGCGCCGCCUAGCGUAGCUAGCUAGUGCCAAAUUUUCUACUUCGAUAUCGUCGGCGCCCCUCGCCCCGUCCGCACCGGCGUUGGCGUUCACAGUCGCAGAGUAUUCCGCGCCGCCGCGUUACGUUCCUUGACCAGUCGCCGUUCACCAACGCUCACUAGGACUAGAACUUCGCCACGGCCUCCCGCCUCGUCGCACCCAAACCCAAAUGUGAGGUACCACCACGGGCCACUUGCCAGUGAUGGAGGCCCCACCCUCCGCCCUCCCGUGGUGGCUCGCCACCACUGCCUGCUCCGCGCCGCCGACGCCCGCCGCGUCCUCCGUCGCCGGCCGCCUCGCCUUCCUCUUCCUCUCCCCCUGCCUGCAGCGCGCGCUGCUCGCCGCGAUCGACCUCCUAUUCCUCGUCGUUGCGCUCGCCGUCAUCCUACGCGCCCGCCUCGCCCGGAGCAACGAUGGCCUGAGCCUCGGCCUCGACCACCGCGAGCGGGAGCCCCUCCUCGCCAAGCCGGCCACCACGGACCAGGCGCCGCCUCCCCUCCGCCGUAGCUGGAGCUUCCAGCACGGCCUAGCGCUCGCGACUUCCGCGGUCCAAGCGGCGGCCGCCCUUGUGCUUCUACUUCUCCUCGCGUUGCUGCGCCGCAGCGGGAGGACCACGGGGCUGCUUGCGGCGGAGUGCGCGUUCCUCGCCGCGCACGCCGUCGCGCACCUCGCGGCCGCAUGGGUUGUCGCGGUGGAGAAGAACACGGCAGGGACGUCACCCGCGCGACUCCACCCACUCCACCUCAGGUUCUUCUGGCUCGCCACGGCCGCUUUCGCCGCGCUCUACGCCGGGUGCGCGGCUGCGCGGUACGCCGCCGCCGAGCCGCUCGUCCCCGAUGACCCGCUUGCGUUCGCGUGGCUGGCUCUCUCGCUCCCGCUACUCUAUUUCUCGGCCACCGGCUCCACCGGCCUCGUCGUCGAUUCCAAUGGUGGUGGUCGUGCCGCCGCCGCCACGGAGGAGACGUACGCCACGGCGUCGUGGUUCUCGCUAGCCACGUUCGGAUGGAUCAACCCGCUCAUCGCCAAGGGCUCCAGAGCGACGCUCGCGGCCGACCAAGUCCCGCCCGUGGCGCCGCCCGACACCGCCGAGGCGGCGUACGUGCUCUUCACCUCCAACUGGCCCGCGCCGGCGCCAGGUUCGUCCAAGGCUCAGCGCCCGGUGCUCACCGCGCUGCUGCGCUCCUUCUGGCCGCAGUUCCUUCUCACCGCCGUGCUCGGCGUCGCGCACCUCUCGGUCAUGUACAUCGGCCCGUCGCUUGUGGACCGGUUCGUCGAAUUCGUGCGACGCGGCGGGGAGUUCACGGAGGGGCUGCAGCUCGUCGCUGUCCUCCUCGUUGGCAAGGCGGCCGAGACGCUGGCGUCGCACCACUACGAGUUCCAGGGCCAGAAGCUGGGCAUGCGCAUCAACGCCGCGCUGCUCGCCGCUGUGUACCGGAAGUCUCUGCGGCUGUCCACGGGCGCGCGCCGGGCGCACGGCGCCGGUGCGAUCGUGAACUACAUGGAGGUGGACGCCCAAGAGGUGGCUGACGUCACGCACCAGCUCCACAACCUUUGGCUCAUGCCACUGGAGAUCGCCGUCGCUCUUGCCCUUCUCUACACCCACCUCGGCCCCGCCGUGCUCACUGCGGUCGCUGCUAUCGCCGUGGUCACCGUGGUCGUGGCCUUUGCCAACAAGCUCAACAUCGAGUACCAGUUCAAGUUCCUCGCCAAGCGCGACGAGCGCAUGAAGGCCAUCACCGAGCUGCUUAACUACAUCGGCGUCAUCAAGCUGCAGGCGUGGGAGGAGACGUUCGGGAACAAGAUCCGCAAGCUCCGGGAAGAAGAGCUCGGGUGGCUAGCCAAGUCCAUGUACUUCAUGUGUGCUAACACCGUCGUGCUCUGGAGCGGCCCUCUCGCCAUGACCGUGCUUGUGUUCGGCACGUGCGUGUUGACUGGCAUCCAGCUCGAUGCCGGGAAGGUCUUCACGGCGACCGCAUUCUUCCGAAUGCUGGACGGACCUAUGCAGAGCUUCCCCGAGGCGAUCGCUGCUGUGACGCAGGCAACCGUGUCUGUUGGCAGGCUUGAUAGAUACCUUCUUGAUGCAGAGCUUGAUGACUCGGCAGUGGAGCAGGUGGACGGCACCGGCAUUGACACUAGCGCGGUGGUCGUGGAGGUGUGUGACGGUGUUUUUGCGUGGGACAUGAGGGGAAACAAGCAGAGGAAAGAAAGUGAGGAUGGUGAAAGCGAGGAGGAGAAAGAUGUGGAGGGGACACCGGUACUGGAGACGGUGCUGAAGGGGAUCAAUGUUGAGGUAAGGAAGGGUGAACUUGUGGCAGUGGUUGGGAUGGUAGGAUCUGGCAAGUCAUCACUGCUUUCUUGCAUCAUGGGGGAGAUGGAGAAGAUCUCCGGCACGGUUAGAGUAUGUGGGAGCACUGCAUAUGUUUCACAGACUGCUUGGAUCCAAAAUGGGACCAUUCAAGAGAAUAUCUUAUUUGGACAGCCGAUGUAUGCUGAAAGAUAUAAAGAAGUCAUUCAUUCUUGCUGCCUGGAAAAAGAUUUUGAAAUGAUGGAAUUUGGAGACCAGACUGAAAUAGGAGAGCGAGGAAUCAAUCUCAGUGGUGGGCAGAAACAGCGUAUUCAGCUCGCCAGAGCAGUCUACCAACAUUGUGAUAUAUAUCUUCUUGAUGAUGUCUUUAGUGCUGUUGAUGCACACACUGGUUCAAAUAUCUUUAAGGAGUGUCUAAGGGGGACACUUAAGGGGAAGACCGUCAUACUUGUUACACACCAAAUGGAUUUCUUGCACAAUGUGGAAAACAUAUUUGUCAUGAGAGAUGGUAUGAUUGCACAAUCAGGAAAGUAUGAUGAAUUAAUAGAAGCAGAUUCUGAUUUUGCCGAUCUUGUUGCUGCUCAUGACAGUUCAAUGGAACUGGUGGAGCAACGUUGUCAAGUAGAGAAACCUGAACAUUUUCAGCCUACUACAGUAGUUAGAAUCCCUUCUCUACGCUCUAGAUCCAUUGGAAAGGGUGAGAAGGUGGUUGUUGCACCAGAAAUAGAAGCAGCCACUUCUAAGAUUAUAAAAGAAGAGGAAAGGGAGAGUGGUCAAGUAAGUUGGCGAGUGUACAAGCUGUAUAUGACAGAGGCCUGGGGCUGGUGGGGAGUUAUGGGCAUGGUUUCCUUUGCAGUCGUGUGGCAGUGCUCUGAUAUGGCUAGUGACUAUUGGCUAUCAUAUGAAACGUCAGGCGGCAUUCAAUUUAACCCAUCGUUGUUCAUUGGAGUGUAUGUGGCCAUAGCUGCUUUUUCAAUGGUCCUUCAAGUAAUCAAGACUCUUCUUGAGACAGUUUUGGGUCUUCAAACAGCUCAGAUAUUUUUCGAGAAGAUGUUUGACAGCAUUCUGCAUGCCCCUAUGUCAUUUUUCGAUACCACUCCUUCAGGAAGGAUUCUCAGUCGGGCAUCGUCUGACCAAACGACCAUUGAUGUUGUGCUGGCAUUUUUCAUUGGUCUGACAAUUUCAAUGUACAUUUCAGUAUUGAGCACCAUUAUUGUCACUUGUCAGGUUGCCUGGCCAUCAGUUGUAGCUGUAAUUCCACUUCUAUUAUUGAACAUUUGGUACAGGAAUCUCUAUCUUGCAACCUCACGGGAGUUAACUCGACUUGAAGGAGUGACAAAGGCACCGGUUAUUGAUCACUUGUCUGAAACUGUUCUUGGUGUCACAACUAUAAGAUGUUUCAAAAAGGAGAAAGAAUUUUUCCAUGAGAAUUUAGACAAAAUUAAUUCAAGUUUGCGCAUGUACUUCCACAACUAUGCCGCAAAUGAAUGGCUUGGUUUCCGACUGGAGCUAAUUGGAACACUUCUAUUGUCAAUAACUGCAUUUCUCAUGAUCAGCCUGCCCAGUAAUUUUAUCAAGAAAGAAUUUGUUGGUAUGUCUCUAUCUUAUGGUCUCUCCCUCAAUUCUCUGGUGUACUUCGCAAUAUCCAUUAGCUGCAUGUUAGAAAAUGAUAUGGUGGCUGUGGAGAGGGUAAAUCAGUUCAGUAUUCUUCCUUCCGAGGCAGCAUGGAAAAUAGAAGAGCAUCUUCCUUCUUCAAAUUGGCCCAAUCAUGGGGACAUUGACAUUAAGGAUAUAAAGGUUAGGUAUCGAUCAAAUACACCUUUAAUUCUGAAAGGCAUUAAUAUAAGUAUCAGUGGUGGAGAAAAGAUAGGAGUUGUAGGAAGGACAGGCAGUGGCAAGUCAACUUUAAUCCAAGCUUUGUUCAGGCUCGUAGAACCUGCAGAGGGAAAAAUGAUCAUUGAUGGAAUAGACAUAUGCACACUCGGUCUGCAUGAUCUCAGAUCUCGCUUUGGCAUAAUUCCACAGGAACCAGUUCUCUUUGAAGGAACAAUUCGAAGCAACAUUGAUCCAAUUGGGCAGUUUUCAGAUGCAGAAAUAUGGCAGGCUCUUGAGCGCUGUCAGCUGAAAGAUGUAGUAGUUUCCAAACCUGAAAAACUUGAUGCUCCAGUGGCUGAUAGAGGAGAGAACUGGAGUGUAGGCCAAAGGCAGUUGCUCUGUCUUGGCCGUGUCAUACUGAAGCAGACCCAGAUCUUAUUUAUGGAUGAGGCAACUGCUUCAGUUGAUUCCCAAACUGAUGCCACGAUUCAGAAGAUCACGAGACAGGAGUUUUCAUCAUGUACAAUAAUUAGCAUCGCCCACAGAAUACCAACAGUCAUGGACUGUGAUAGAGUCUUGGUGUUGGAUGCUGGUCUGGUAAAAGAAUUUGAUUCACCUUCGAGGUUAAUCGAACAACCGUCCCUCUUCGGUGCGAUGGUUCAGGAGUAUGCCAAUCGCUCGUCGAAUCUGUAACCGUACCAUGAUACUGAGUAUGUAAAAAAUAAGUAGAAGUUGGUUGCUUGACUUUAGUGUACAUAUGGAGGUAGCUUAACUCCUGAUGGUAUUGUAGCUUUGCAGUAUUUUGAUAAGAAACUCACACAAGAGAGGGGAAAUACAUCUAAAGUUUAGAGAUCACCUUUUGACCUUAGCAAACAAUGAAUAUUUCUUGGAAUGAACUUGUAACCAGUGGCUUUUCUC